Molecule: messenger RNA, 1646 nt
Organism: Momordica charantia (bitter melon)
Lineage: Eukaryota; Viridiplantae; Streptophyta; Magnoliopsida; Cucurbitales; Cucurbitaceae
Gene: CYCB1;4
Product: Cyclin B1;4
Biological process (GO): mitotic cell cycle phase transition
Molecular function (GO): cyclin-dependent protein serine/threonine kinase regulator activity
Source: RefSeq, a predicted model, not a curated record
AUUGAUACAGAAACAAAGAAAAAUUCUCAGAUAACGAUCGUGAAAGAGAAAAAGAAGAAGAAAGGGCAUUUCGUUGUAUGUGAUCAACGAGGUGGCGACAGAAAACGCCGAAGAAAGAGGAGAGACGCGCAACAGUCGUCUCCAACUUUUUCUCCUCUCUCUGUUUCCAAGUCUUGAAGGAGUUUUCGGCAACAGUGCUCCGGAAAUCGCAGAGAAGGAAGAAUUAAUGGCUGCUCGCGCUGUUGUUCCUCAGCGACACAUGCGACUCAGAGGUGAAGUUAAGCCAAAGAUGGUAGCUGCUGAAGGAAGAACCAGGCGAGUUCUUAAAGACAUAGGCAAUCUGGUGCCUGAUGGAGCCGUGGAAGGGGGGAAACCCGGGCCUCAACCAGCAGAGAAGAACAAGAAAGCAAUCAGCAAAAAACUGGAGGGGGCGGUGAAGGGUGGCGAUGUGGCGAAGGCUGCUGUGACUCAGAAGUGCAAAGCUGAGAAACAACUCACUGUUCUCCGCUCCGCCAAUGAGAGAAAUAUAAUCAUUAUCAGCGAUACUAAAUCGAGAGACAAGAACAAGAAGUCCCUGACUUCAACCCUCAGUGCCAGAAGCAAGGCUGCUUGUGGACUUACCAAUAAUCCACGGGAUUCAGUAGCUAAUAUUGAUGCAGCAGACGCUAACAACGAACUGGCAGUAGUUGAAUACAUCGAUGACAUGUACAAGUUUUACAAGCUUGCAGAAGAUGAGAGUAGGGUAUCGGAUUACAUGGGUUCACAGCCAGAUCUGAAUGCUAAGAUGAGAUCUAUCCUCGUAGAUUGGUUGAUAGAAGUUCAUCGCAAGUUUGACCUGAUGCCGGAAACCCUUUACCUCACUGUAAACAUUGUCGACAGAUUCCUCUCUUUGAAGACCGUGCCAAGGAGGGAACUUCAAUUAGUAGGCAUCAGCUCUAUGCUAAUAGCAUGUAAAUAUGAAGAGAUUUGGGCUCCGGAGGUCAAUGAUUUUGUGAAUAUAUCUGCUAAUACUUACCAAAGAGAACAGAUUCUAGCGAUGGAGAAAACAAUUUUGGGCAGGCUGGAAUGGCUCCUUACAGUUCCUACACCUUAUGUUUUUCUUGUUCGAUAUGUUAAGGCUUCUGACUCGUCUGAUGAGGAGGUGGAGAACAUGGUAUUUUUUCUGGCUGAGCUCGGUGUGAUGAACUAUCCCGUAGCAACAUCAUACAGCCCUUCAAUGAUUGCUUCAGCUGCUGUUUAUGCUGCACGGCGCACCCUUCAUAAGAGCCCUGUCUGGACAGCAACUCUGCAGCACCAUACAGGCUAUGUUGAAGAUGAGUUGAAGGAAUGCGCGGAACUCCUGGUGAACCUGCACCGUGGAGUUGCAGAUGGCAAGCUCAAGGCCGUGUACAGAAAAUAUUCGAGUCCAGAUCGUGGUGCAAUUGCUCUUCUUCCUCCAGCUAAAAGUCCAAGUGAAGAAAAUGUAUGAGAAGGCGGAUUUGUCAACUGUUCUUUAAUUAUUGUGGAUGAUCAUUUUGCUGUAAUGAUCUUUAGCUUUAGCGCUCUCUGUAUUAUUCGAGCUGCUUAAUUACUCCACUAAUUCCUUAGGCAUUGUGUGAAGAGGAUCAGGAUUUCAAUAUAUUUCAGUCUUUUGGAAUCUUCUCUCA